Salvia splendens (bonfire salvia) is the source of this 714-nucleotide messenger RNA. RefSeq lists its product as uncharacterized. The transcript has a single exon. Bases 1 to 714 code for a protein of 237 amino acids. The record is from RefSeq and is a predicted model, not a curated record. NCBI's taxonomy places the organism in Eukaryota, Viridiplantae, Streptophyta, Magnoliopsida, Lamiales, Lamiaceae.
AUGGGCGAAACAGAAAAUGUGACUGGAGUGAUCCAAUCUAGUGAUCUUCCACCAAAGGAAGCUGACCCAGGGGUAUUUACGCUCCCAAUUUCCAUCAGAAACGUCCAAAUGGCGCAAGCAAUGUGCGAUCUAGGGGCUUCCAUCAAUAUUAUGCCGUAUUCUAUAUACGAGAAGUUGGAAGAUGCUAAGCUUGUCAAAACCGAUAUGGAAAUACAGCUAGCAGAUGUGUCUUGCAUCUACCCCGAAGGAGUUCUGGAAGAUGAACUUGUCAAAGUAAACAAGUUUAUGUACCCCACCGACUUCUUCUUCAUAAAGACGACAGAGCCGGGAGCGGAAGAGUCUGUUGGCAUCCUUUUGGGAAGGCCAUUCUUAUCCACAGCCAGCACAGUCAUCGACGUCCGCCAGGGGACGAUGAAGCUGAGUUUUAAUGGAGAACAACUUACAUUCGAAGUUGAUAAAGCUGUGAGGAAACCACAGGACAGCGAGAGCAUUCAAACAGUAGACGCUAUCAGCCCUCGAAAACAAAAGUAUCCGGAAAAGAAAUCCUUCAAAGAACCACCCUCUGGUUCCACUAAAGGUGAACAACUCAAGAGAGAGGCAGCAGAAUGGUUUGAUACGGCGAUGACUGGAGAAAUGGACGAUCAAGCCAUUAGAAGGGAAAUUAUUUUUGCCAACCGUCACAACCAACCGAGUCAAAAGAGGUUACCCAACUAA